AUGGAGGGAGCGUCCCUAACAUCCUGCAGGUGGCCCCCAUCCUAGUGGUGGAGCAUUCAAUGUGCUCCAGGCCUUACUGGUGGGGCAGCAUCGCUUUGAAGACCAUGGUGUGUGCUGGAGGAGAUGGAGUCAUAUCCGGCUGCCAGGGCGACUCUGGCGGGCCCCUGAGCUGCUACACUGGCGGGGCCUGGAGGGUCCACGGUGUCGUCAGCUACGGUCCAAUCCGGCUGCAAUCAAUUGAACAAACCCACCGUCUUCACCAGAGUGUCUUCCUUCCAGGACUGGAUCUACUCAAUUAUCCAAUAGGCUGAAAAAUGGAACGUCGGAAAUAAAAUGAAUUUGCAUCU
Molecule: messenger RNA, 347 nt
Organism: Notothenia coriiceps (black rockcod)
Lineage: Eukaryota; Metazoa; Chordata; Actinopteri; Perciformes; Nototheniidae
Product: chymotrypsin-like elastase family member 2A
Exons: 3
Biological process (GO): proteolysis
Molecular function (GO): serine-type endopeptidase activity
Source: RefSeq, a predicted model, not a curated record